AUUUGCCAUGUUUUUGCUCAUCCCGUUCUUGUAACCGUCGGAAAAAGGGCCAAUUUGGAUUUCAUUUUUGUUCACUCUCCGAAUUCCAAAUUAGUCAAUAUACAGUGGACAUUUUUACCUUUUCCAUCUGCCUUAUUAAACAGCAAACAAAUCAAAACAGCUUUUCGUCUCAACACUAGCUACCAUGGAUCAAGGUACUCGGAGGAUUUAUUACAAGUUACCUGCCCAGCCGCUUUAGCCUUUUUUUCCUCCAACAACUUCAAUCGGACAUGUAGGCUAGCUAGGCUUAGCAUUAGUCACGUGAUGAAAGCCGACGAAGGUCGUUACCGGGCUCACGUGACUGGUGAUUCUGAUUGCUUUCCCUGCGCUGGCGAACGGCAACUCCGUGUUGUUGAGUACGCUUUUUACUUUAAUUUAAAUCUCUGUGUGUAA
Messenger RNA from Mesocestoides corti, 432 nucleotides. The record is from the annotation of a GenBank genome assembly. Lineage: Eukaryota; Metazoa; Platyhelminthes; Cestoda; Cyclophyllidea; Mesocestoididae.